Molecule: messenger RNA, 1365 nt
Organism: Lotus japonicus
Lineage: Eukaryota; Viridiplantae; Streptophyta; Magnoliopsida; Fabales; Fabaceae
Product: abscisic acid receptor PYL4-like
Exons: 1
Coding region: 276-968 (230 amino acids)
Biological process (GO): abscisic acid-activated signaling pathway
Cellular component (GO): cytoplasm; nucleus
Molecular function (GO): abscisic acid binding; protein phosphatase inhibitor activity; signaling receptor activity
Source: RefSeq, a predicted model, not a curated record
UCUCUCUUUCUACUCGUUCAGCUUCACCCUCAUCUUCCAAAGCAAAAAAGAAAAGGACCAACCUUAACAAGAGGAGGAAAAAAUAAACCCCUCAACAGCAAAACUAAUACAACUUGCAUUACAAAAAGAUAAUAACACAAAACUUAGCCUUACCCCUUUGCCGUCUCUAACACUCAUAUAAACGCUUUUGUGUAUUCCACAUCAAUCAACAAAUCAAUAACACAUAGUGUGUUAUCGCCGGAGAGAAAGUGAGAUAUUCUUAUAAAUUAAUAAAAAUGCCUUCUUCUCUUCAGCUGGAGAUGUUUAAUCCAACCACCGACGCUGCCGCCUCGGCCUCCGCCGCCCUCGCCAACGGCUUCAACUACCCGAAGACUCCUCAAACGCGGCCACCCAUGGCGGCGCGUGGAGUCUUGCUAACGCUCCCAGCGUCCCUGUACUCCGGCGAAGGAAACGGCUUCCUUACAGAGGACGGCGUGGUCGCCUACCACGCGCACACGGUGGGCCCCAACCAGUGCUGCUCAGUGGUUACCCAGUCAAUCGACGCACCAGUCUCCACCGUGUGGGCGGUGGUCCGGCGCUUCGACAACCCGCAAGGUUACAAGACAUUCGUGAAGAGCUGCCACGUGGUUGCCGGCGACGGCACUCACGUCGGGGCAGUCCGCGAGGUCCGCGUGGUGUCCGGGCUCCCUGCUGAGUCGAGCACGGAGAGGCUGGAGAUCCUCGACGACGAGCGCCACAUCAUGAGCUUCAGCGUCGUUGGCGGGGAGCACCGCCUCUGUAACUACCGGUCAGUGACGACGCUCCACCACAACGGCGUGGACGCGACGCUGGUGGUGGAGUCGUACGUUGUUGACGUGCCGCAAGGUAACACGAAGGAAGAGACAUGCGGGUUCGUCGACACGAUCGUGCGUUGUAAUCUGCAGUCGCUGGCUCAGAUCGCAGAGAAUUUGAGCAAAAACUCAAUGUGAUUUCAUUUCAACAUUUCUAUUUUUAUUUUGUAUUGUAUGAUUUGGCUCUGUUUGUUUUUUGUUUCGAAUGUGGGUUCAGACUUCAGAUCUUGUUGUAUAUAUCUGUUGUUGUAUCAUGGAGUUGGAUGCAAGCACGUAUUUGAAAUUGAUGGAUGUGUAUGGAGAUGAGUAGGUCUGACGGCAGUGAAUUUUGAACAAUAUGUUACAUGUCCACAGUCCAUAUAUGUAAAUAUUUAUCUUCCCAGCAUUAUUUCUCUUUGGACUUCUAUAGGCAGUCCAAGAGUCCAAGAUCCAUGAAGAGGUAUUGCCAAUCUCGCAAGAAACAAAGAUGUCUCUGAAAGAUCAUAUUCAUGAUAUUUUACUUGCAAGCUAAAUACAAGUCCAUACUUCCUCUGUA